AUGUCUAUUAAAGCUGAAGAGAAAAAUACUCAUACAACAUCAAUGAUAGGAACUACUACGGCUACUUCAGCAUCACCAAGUGCAACUAGUUCAGCAACAUCGACAAUUUCAUCUUCUGAUUCCAGUGGCAGUUCUGCUGCUGCUACUGCUGCUGCUGCUGCCGCCGCAGCUGCCAAAGCCAAAAAGGAUCCAACAUCAAGACCGUAUAAGUGUCCCCUUUGUGACAAGGCAUUCCAUCGAUUGGAACAUCAAACUAGACAUAUAAGAACCCAUACUGGUGAGAAACCGCAUGCAUGUACAUUCCCAGGAUGUUUUAAACGUUUUAGUAGGUCUGAUGAAUUGACAAGACAUUUGAGGAUACAUACAAACCCCAAUUCCCGGAGAAAUAAAAACUUGAAUAAACAUAAUAUCAACUACACAAACAAUCCUAAUAAUAUAUCAGAAAAUGAUGAUCCUGUUAUUACUUCUGCAGGGACGACGCCACCUCCAUCGACAGCUGCAGCUACUACUGCCACUACUGCUACAAAGCGCAAACUGGCAAAGAGAACAAUCAAACUUGAAUCAAAAAAGAUUGAGGUUCAACAAGAUAAUGAUAAGGUUAAACAGGAAAUAGUGUCCACAUCUGAUGUUGAUAUGACGUCCCCAAUAUCGACAGCAUCGCCAGUACUAACAACUGCGAGUAUUGAUGCUGCUACUGCAGCAGCUCAAACUAUACUGUCAUUAAGUAGGCCCGGGGGAUUAACUAAGAUGCCAAGUACAAUGAGUAUUGAUAUUUUAGCUAGUGCUGCUUCAGAAGAAUUGAGGAUGAUGCAGAAAGAUGGUAAACCAACUGAGUCAAAUUCAGUAAAUCCAUCACGUUCAUUACCUUCAUUAACUGAAUAUUUUGGUCAACAACCAAAUAACAAAAAAUCACAUUAUAACUUUAGUAAUGAAAAGGCAACAUUCCAAAUUGCCAAUUCUUCCUAUGAAAUUAAACAACAAACAAAUAGUCUACAAUAUUUGUCAAGUAUGGCGGCUCAUCAUUUGAAUAAUAAAUCUCAAAGUUAUACGACAUUGGCAGCAUCUCCUCAUAAACAGCAUUGGAAUACGCUAUCAUCACUCCAAAGAAUGACACCAAUCCAUCACCCUGAACCAUCACAUGGCAAAGCACACAUAUUGGAAGAUUCGGAUUUAGAUUAUGUGAAGCAAAAAUUAAAGAAAUCAAGACCAAAUAGUCCGAAUACAAAACCAUUCACAUUACCAAAUUCACCAGUGCUCGGACUUUCAUCAAACACAACUCCCCUGAUUUCAGCAAAUAAUAGUAGCACAAAUUUGGCUUCAUUAAUGAUGACCCCAGCAUUCCGCACAGUUAGUUUGGAUCAUCAACAUUUUAAUCCAAACCGGUCUUCUACCCCACCAAUCACCAGUUCUAAUUUACAAACUCCGAAAUUAUCACCUUCCAAUGAAAACUUCCCCCUUAACACACAAAAACAAUCACAAUCACAAUUACCGAACAAUCUACCACCGUUGAGAAGUUUGAAAUUAGAUCUACCUUCAAAUUUAUCAAUGCCUGAUUUGACUCGUGCAGCAACUAUGCCGACGUUUUUCAGUAAACACAAUCAAAAUCAUAUAAUGGGAAAUGAAUCCGACGUUACUAGAAACUCGGAUGAUAUGGAGCAAUGA
Hemisphaericaspora subhashii is the source of this 1662-nucleotide messenger RNA. RefSeq lists its product as uncharacterized. NCBI's taxonomy places the organism in Eukaryota, Fungi, Ascomycota, Pichiomycetes, Serinales, Debaryomycetaceae. Gene Ontology annotation, cellular component: nucleus; cytoplasm. Gene Ontology annotation, molecular function: RNA polymerase II cis-regulatory region sequence-specific DNA binding. The transcript has a single exon. The coding region runs from base 1 to 1662 and encodes 553 amino acids. The record is from RefSeq and is a predicted model, not a curated record.